AUGCCCCCAUGGGAACUAAUUCGAAUGAGCUACGACCCUGGUCUCUAUGAAGAUUCUGCAAGCAACUCAUCGUCCUCUGCAGCAAGUACUACUCUCGACUCUAUCGACUCCAUGCCUUUGGAUCCAAGCAUGUCGUUACGCAAGCACAAGAAAUGCUCAUAUCAUGUGCUAUUAAAGGAGAUUCGGCGCCUUCGUGCAGAGAAUGAUGGCUUACACAAGAUGGUCGAUACGAUCCGGGAAGAUUUACGCUACGAGCGUGAGUCACGACAGAUAUCAGAACAAUGUCAUCUCAAGUAUUACAAUGAAUCAGCCGAUCGUCAGAUUGAAUUAGAGGAUGAUGUGGCAGACAAGCAAAAGCUUAUUGACGAUCUCAAGCAACGCAUUCAAGAAUUAGAAGCAUCAUCAGCAUUAUCAAAAUCAAUAUCCACGCCAACACCCAUGCCAACCAAUCAUCCCCUUGCAGCCAUUGCCACAACCACCACCACCACACACAACAAUACGAAUUCUUCAUCUUCUUCACGUUGGAGCUGUUUUGAUUUCGACGACGACGAGAUGCUAUGCCAACCGUUGGUAGGCGACUCUGCUAUUCCCGAUAUGCCGUUUGUCGAUCAUAGCAACCGUAACAAUGAUACCGACACCAGUGAUGAGGAUGACGAUGAUGAGGAUGACGAGGAUGAAGAAAAAGACAAUGACGGCUUGACAGACAAUGAACGCUUUGAAUCGCUUGCUGGUUCUUACCUCCAUCAAGCCAUUAUUUCCAAAUUGACAAGCGCACGUGCCAAUCUUGAACUGGAUGAUUUGAUGCUAAAGUACGACCCAUCCCCUGCCGUCGUCUUACGUACGCUUGCCACCUCCUUUGUAGCCUGGAUUGGGAAUGUGGUCAACAACAGCAGCAACAACGAUGAAUCCAUUGCCAAAUUAUGGGCCUUGGCUGUCACCGAUGGAUUCCUUGCCUUUUGGAAAGCCAUUCUUCAAAAACAUGUUCAUGAUGAAGCCGAUCAGACCCAGUUCUUGAAUGAAGCCGAGCUCUUAUUGAACCGACAAAAUGCCGCUGGUGCCUCCUCCUCCUCCUUAUUGGUCGACAAUUACCAUCGUCUCUUGAUCAUGCUCUACAAGUACGACAUUGUGGAUGGUGAUGCAAUUAGUUCUUGGUGGCAUGCAACAACAACUACAACAACAAGCCCUCAAGAUGUAGCCCAUCGUUUACGUGGUGUCACUCGCUCUUUUACAGAAUGGCUUGAUGAGGAUGAUGAGGAUGACGAAGAUGAUGAGAUUAUUGAUGACGAGGAAAUCGACAGCGAUAUCGAUCACAGUGACAGCGACACCGUCAUUGAUUCAUUGGAUAAGCAUGAUCAAGAACAAGAUGAUAGUUUAUUGGAUCACAUGCUUCAAGAAGAUGAUCGGAAUUGUUGUGCCUGUCAAUUCGAGUCGGACAAGACCCCAUGCAUCGACACCACCAUUGCACAUACCACCACACCUACCACAACAACCACAACCCCCACCGCCUCCUCACCUUGUAAAUGCGACUUUACAUACACUGAAUCACCCACUACUACCACUGCCACCGCCACCACCACUGAGAAGAAACCCAAGAAAACGGUUCGGAUCAUGUUGUAA
Lichtheimia ornata is the source of this 1617-nucleotide messenger RNA. RefSeq lists its product as uncharacterized. The transcript has a single exon. The record is from RefSeq and is a predicted model, not a curated record. NCBI's taxonomy places the organism in Eukaryota, Fungi, Mucoromycota, Mucoromycetes, Mucorales, Lichtheimiaceae. Gene Ontology annotation, molecular function: guanyl-nucleotide exchange factor activity; translation initiation factor binding; translation initiation factor activity. Gene Ontology annotation, cellular component: eukaryotic translation initiation factor 2B complex. The coding region runs from base 1 to 1617 and encodes 538 amino acids.